AUGAAAACAUACUCUUAUUUAAUCGCCUAUUUAUUAAUCUUCAUCAACAUAAACCUAGUUCUUUGUAAUAUAUUUCAAACUGUUGGAAACUAUUUGGGAUUCAAAACGCAAGACAAUGAAGUCGAAACAGAUUUAUUCGAGCUCAAAGUGCCUUACGAAGUCUCCACCAUAGAUGAAAACUUUAUAAAAGAAGCAGCAAAACUUACAGGCCUUGCAUUAUCCGAAUUGGAUUCUUGUCAACAUAGGGUUGUUCUCAAACUGAAAACAGACUGUGAUAAGCUGAACGAUGAACAAUUGGCAAAAAUGGCAGUUCACCUAUUGAAUUGCCAAUCGUGGGUAGAAGGCAGGCCUAUUUUUCCAUGCACCGAUGAGAUGUCCAUUAAGGAUUGCACGAUUAACAUGGACUCUGAUACAUGGACAAGCUACCAUUUGAUGAGCAACAGGGCAAGAGCAGUAUGUUAUACAAUCAGGCAAAGCCAAUUCCGUGGCUUAGCGGAACACACCAUAAAUAGAUUGAUGGAUACAGCUAGAUCUCAACUAAAGAAUCUGGGUGAAAUAUCGAGCACCCAGCUGGAUUUGAAGGACCUCACUGAAAAAACGUAUCUAAGCGUCAAGCAAGGGCAGCGUGAAUUAUUCGAGCAGCAAGACGACAUUAAAAAAGCCCAGUUUUACGGGCAACUAUCGAUCGAAGAUAAUAUCCAGAGACUGGCGAAUGAGAAAAGGUUAAUUGCGGAGACCCACAACAAUUUAAUAGUGAUGACUAGAAAUAUACAACAGAAACUGGACGCUUCCUUGGACCAGCUUCAAGAGCAAUCUGAUGAGAGUAAAGUUAAUCAUAGGGAACUGAUUAAUGACUUGUUAGUUAUUCAAGAGAAAACCAAAGAUAUUUUUGAUAGAAUAGAAAAAUCCUCUUCAUUACUCAUAAAACAAAGCGAAGAUUUUAAUGCUCAGUACAAAUCGACUUUUCGUAGUUUACAAGAAAUGAAUAAGACAGUUAGCGAGCUAAUUGCUUUGAUCGAGGGUACUUGGAUGUCAUUAGAAGAAAAGAUAACGUGGAUAAUUACUGCUCUAGGAGGAACAGAUUUAGCAUUAGACAGAAUUUAUCUCAUAUUUUGGCAUGUUUCCUUUGUUCUAAUGGCUAUGUUGAUUUGUUCAUUUUUAGCAGCCAGACCCAGUACUAGACUAGUGGUGACGUUAUUACCCCUUAUUAAUCUUAUUUUAGGUUUAUUUAGCGAUUUUAAACACCUGGAAUUGCUACAUGUCCUUGGCAUGUCCGGUCUUAUCAUUAUCACUCAGUCAAUAAUUCUCUGGGGUACAUCUGCAAAACCUAAGAUAGCGGGUGCUAUAAAGUGGAAUAGCGAGUCUUCAAAGAAUUGUACACAUGUUACAAGUGAGCAGAAAUUUCAAGUACCUAGUUCAAGUAAAGAUGACAAGGAAGAUGAAUGCGAUGAUGAAAGUAGGGAUACUUUUCAAGAUUUUAAUAUAACCCCUCCUGCAUCGAGAAACGGUCAUUACUUUGGAUCACGAAGCAGAAGUAGGACGCCUUUAUCAAAUUCAAUAAAAAAUAAUUGUCAUGCUACAACUAGAAUGGGUACUCCAUGUAAAUUAAGUUCAUUGCCCGGCCGAGAUUUUUGUUAUCGGCAUCAAAAUGGUAGCUCUGUAAUGGGGUAA
This is a messenger RNA of Phyllotreta striolata, 1671 nucleotides long. The record is from the annotation of a GenBank genome assembly. Lineage: Eukaryota; Metazoa; Arthropoda; Insecta; Coleoptera; Chrysomelidae.